This is a messenger RNA of Rubroshorea leprosula, 1691 nucleotides long. The record is from the annotation of a GenBank genome assembly. NCBI's taxonomy places the organism in Eukaryota, Viridiplantae, Streptophyta, Magnoliopsida, Malvales, Dipterocarpaceae.
CCCUCUGUUCUGCCGCCCGCAUAAGCAAAGCCACUCCGUUUUCUUCUGGUUUACCUUCUCCUUCCUUCGCCAUCGCCGCACCGCUACGGUCCGAUUUUCUUGAUCUUUUACUCCGGGAUACUCUACCUCUGCUGCAACAAUGGCGACGGUGAUGCAAAAGAUUAAAGACAUCGAAGAUGAGAUGGCAAGGACACAAAAGAACAAGGCAACAGCUCAUCACCUUGGCUUGCUUAAGGCUAAACUUGCAAAGUUACGCAGAGAACUCCUUACUCCUUCCUCGAAAGGAGCUGGUGGUGCCGGGGAAGGUUUUGAUGUUACAAAGAGUGGAGAUGCAAGAGUUGGUCUGGUAGGCUUCCCUUCAGUUGGGAAAUCUACUCUGCUAAACAAAUUAACGGGAACUUUUUCUGAGGUUGCUUCCUACGAGUUCACCACGUUAACUUGCAUCCCAGGUGUGAUCGUGUAUAGAGGGGCCAAAAUUCAGUUGUUGGAUCUCCCUGGAAUUAUUGAGGGGGCUAAAGAUGGAAAAGGUAGAGGGAGACAGGUUAUCAGCACUGCUAGGACAUGCAAUUGUAUAUUAAUUGUCCUUGAUGCAAUAAAGCCUAUAACUCACAAGCGUCUGAUUGAGAAAGAGCUUGAGGGAUUUGGAAUAAGAUUGAAUAAGGAACCACCCAAUUUGACAUUCAGAAAGAAAGACAAGGGUGGUAUUAAUUUCACCUCAACUGUUGCAAACACCCACCUUGACCUUGAAACUGUUAAGGCAAUAUGUAGUGAAUACAGAAUUCACAAUGCUGAUAUAACCCUGAGGUAUGAUGCGACUGCUGAUGACCUAAUUGAUGUCAUUGAAGGCAGUAGGAUAUACAUGCCUUGCAUCUAUGUUGUGAACAAGAUUGACCAGAUUACACUGGAGGAGCUUGAGAUUUUGGAUAAACUUCCUCACUAUUGCCCGGUCAGUGCCCACCUGGAGUGGAACCUAGAUGGUCUGCUGGAGAAGAUAUGGGAGUAUCUUAACUUGACUCGCAUAUACACAAAGCCCAAAGGGCUGAAUCCAGACUAUGAAGACCCUGUUAUUCUGUCAUCAAAGAAGAGGACUGUUGAGGACUUUUGCGAACGAAUCCACAAAGACAUGGUCAAACAAUUUAAGUAUGCUUUGGUAUGGGGGUCAAGUGCCAAACACAAGCCUCAAAGAGUUGGCAAGGAGCAUGAACUUGAGGAUGAAGAUGUGGUGCAAAUUAUCAAGAAGGUAUAAUUUCAGACAGCCAAGAUUUUUUCAAUCGUCCAUGUUUGUUGAUGCCUAUCGAGCUGUCGCGGGAAUGAUAUUUUCCAGUUCGAUGGCAAUGUUCCCAGAGAUGAAAUUAGGCAGAAGAUGAGCAGCUUGAUGUGUAAUUAAGGCAUUUUGUGGUCAGGCCCUGUUCUAUUCACUUGCUCAUUACAUAAUUCAGUCUCUUAUAACUCUGUUCUGUUUUGGCACCUUAAACAACAUUUCACGUAGGACUGGACAGAAGAAUUUGGGUAUCUCUUGGAGUGCAUAUGAUUCUCUAAUUGAUGUUGAGUCGUCAGAUCUCAAAUCUAUGGUUGCGAGAUUUAUAUUCAAAUAGCGUCAUUUAUUUAAUUAUGUGCUCAAGAUAGGGAGAGAAUAAGAAGUAUCAAAAUUGUGUUUUUCAGUGUGGAUUGUAUAAAAAGGAUGCAAUUAU